Punica granatum (pomegranate) is the source of this 6055-nucleotide messenger RNA. Lineage: Eukaryota; Viridiplantae; Streptophyta; Magnoliopsida; Myrtales; Lythraceae. The record is from RefSeq and is a predicted model, not a curated record.
CUUCCCACAGGACUCUGGCCUCGCUUCAACACCGCCUCGAAACUGAGACAUCUCCCUGAAGCUCAAGUUCCCUUCUGCAGAAGGAAGGUACGCUUUUGAAACCCUAGACCUCACCUCAUUUCACUGACUGAUUGAAGCGUCAGAACUGCAAAGGAGCUGCUUUCGGCACUUACACACGAUAGGCUUAUCCAUGGCAGUUGAGUUUUAGUUGUUAGGUGAUUUGAGUGCUGCUGUUGGAGUUCAAUGGGAAAAGGGAAACCUAGGGCUGUGGAGAAAGGCGUGUUGAGGCAAAACCUCGGAGCAUUAUCGUCUUCCGGUGUAAAUAUACCAUCUGGGCCUGUCUAUUACCCUACAGAAGAGGAUUUCAAGGACCCUUUAGAAUUCAUAUGCAAGAUCAGACCCGAAGCCGAGCCUUAUGGUAUUUGCCGAAUCGUCCCGCCGAGCAGCUGGAAACCUCCCUUUGUGUUGGACCUGAAUUCGUUCACGUUCCCCACGAAAUCGCAGGCCAUUCAUCAGCUGCAGGCUCGUCCUGCUUCUUGUGAUUCGAAGACUUUCGAGUUGGAAUACAAUAGUUUUCUAGAGGAACAUUGCGGUAAGAAGGUUAGGAAAAGGGUGGUUUUUGAAGGCGAGGACUUGGACCUCUGCAAGUUGUUUAAUGCGGUGAAGCGAUACGGAGGAUUCGAUAAGGUGGUAAAGAAGAAGAAAUGGGGGGAGGUUUUCCGUAUUCUAAGGCCCAAUGUAAAAGCUUCGGAGUGUGCAAAGCAUGUGUUGUCUCAGUUGUACCGUGAGCAUUUGUAUGACUAUGAGACUUAUAAUAACCGACUACAUAAAGGUAAGGGUAAGAGCUGUAAGAAGAGGUAUCUAGGAGAACGGAAGAGUGAAAACCAGAGAGAGUCGUGUGGUUCGAAAAAGAGGCGGAGGAAUAAUGCUGGUGAGAAAGUUAGGGUUUGUGAGGCAGAGGAGGAGGAGGAUGAGGGGGUCGGUCAAAUUUGUGAACAAUGUAAGAGUGGAUUGCAUGGGGACGUGAUGCUCUUGUGUGACAGAUGUAAUAAAGGUUGGCACAUUUAUUGUCUUUCACCUCCACUGAAGCAAGUUCCACCUGGGAACUGGUAUUGCUUUGGUUGCUUAAACUCUAACAAGGAUAGCUUCGGUUUCAUUCCUGGAAAGCAAUUAUCAUUGGAAGCCUUCAGGCGUGUGGCUGAUCGGGCCAAGAAAAAGUGGUUUGGGUCUGGACCCAUUUCUAGGGUACAAGUAGAGAAAAAGUUUUGGCAAAUUGUAGAGGGAUCAGUUGGAGCGGUUGAGGUAAUGUAUGGGAGUGAUGUGGAUACUUCAGUGUAUGGGAGUGGUUUUCCGCGUACUUUUGACCAGAGACCUGAGUCGAUUGAGCCUACUGUAUGGGAUGAAUAUUGCUCCAGUCCUUGGAAUCUUAAUAACUUGCCUAAGUUGGAAGGGUCAAUGCUUCGAAAGGUUCAUCACAAUAUUGCUGGUGUUAUGGUCCCUUGGCUGUAUGUAGGCAUGCUGUUCUCAGCCUUUUGCUGGCAUUAUGAAGAUCACUGUUUCUAUUCAAUGAACUAUCUUCACUGGGGAGAACCAAAAUGCUGGUAUAGUGUUCCUGGUAGUGCAUGCAAUGCCUUUGAGAAGGUGAUGAGGAAAACCCUUCCCGAUCUUUUUGAUGCUCAACCUGAUCUCCUCUUUCAGCUUGUUACAAUGUUAAAUCCAUCUGUGUUACAAGCAAAUGGGGUUCCAGUUUACAAUGUCGUUCAGGAGCCGGGAAACUUUGUUAUCACAUUCCCCAGAUCAUUCCAUGGUGGCUUUAAUUUUGGUUUAAACUGUGCAGAGGCUGUGAAUUUUGCUCCUGCUGAUUGGAUUCCGCAUGGGGGAUUUGGGGCAGAGCUAUAUCGGCUUUAUCGUAAACCUGCUAUCUUAUCUCACGAGGAGCUCCUCUACGUUGUUGCUAAGAGUAUCUGUGAUGGCCAAAUAUCACCUUUCCUGAAGAAAGAGUUGCUUAGAAUAUAUAACAAGGAGAAAACUUGGAGGGAACGGCUUUGGAAAAGUGGCAUCAUAAGAUCAUCUCCUAUGUCCCCGAGGAAAUAUCCUGAAUUUGUGGGAACAGAGGAGGAUCCAACAUGCAGAAUAUGCCAGCAAUAUCUUUUUCUUUCUGCUGUUGUUUGCCGAUGCAGACCAUCUGCUUUUGUUUGUCUUGAGCACUGGGAUCAUAUCUGUGAGUGCAAAGCAAGCAGGCAUCGCCUUCUAUAUCGUCAUACAUUAGCUGAGUUGACGAACUUGGUGCUCAUGACCGAUAAAGAUGGUUAUGGGGAAGGUAAUAGUAGACCUGCGCUGAUCCAAAAUUCUUGUUCAAGUGAAAUGAGUGCAUUAUCAAAAAAGGUGAAAGGGGAUCAUGCUACUUUCGCCCAACUUGCAGAGCAGUGGCUUGCACGUUGUUCCAGUAUCAUCCAAGAUCCAUUUUCUAGGGAUAUUUACUGUAAAGCCUUGAAGGAAGCUGAACAAUUUCUUUGGGCUGGUUCUGAAAUGGAUCCGGUCCGGGACUUGCAAAAGAGAUUGUCUGAAGCUAAGAAGUGGGCCGAAGGUGUACGAAGUUGUCUUCGCAGGAUUGUAAACUGGUCAAAUGAUCUCAAAAAUGAUUUAGAAAAAAUUGACCUUGAAAUGGUUGAUAAAUUGUUGACUGUCAGUCCCGCACCUUGCAAUGAGCCUGGACAUCUUAAAUUGAAGGAUUAUGCAGACAAGGCAAGGAAGUUGGUUGAGGAAAUCAAGUCUGCCCUUUCAUCUUGUUCAGAGAUCUCCGAGUUGGAAGCUGUUUGGUCGAGAAGCUGCCAUUUUCCAAUACAUGUUAAGGAGAGUGAGGAAAUAAAAGAGAGAGUUUCUUCAGCGAAGGUUUGGAUCGAAAGUGUAAGAAUAUGCACCUUGGAGAGACGUCCUGAUGCAGUCGAGAUUGAUGAUCUGUGCAAGUUGAAGUUACAGAUAUCUGAGCUUCAAGUAUCACUCCCGGAGGCAGAGAAUCUUGUGGACCUAGUAACACAAGCAGAAUCUUGUCGUGCUAGAUGCGUGGAACUUUUAAAAGGUCCCAUGGCGUUGAAGGAUGUUGAGAUUGUUGUUCAGGAAAUGGAUAGGUUCCCUGUUAUUAUCCCAGAGUUACAGCUUCUGAGGCAAUACCAUGCAGAUACUGUUUCUUUAAUCUCUCGCUUUAAAAACAUUCGGGAUAAUGUUCAUGAACGGGUUGAUCAGGAUUCUGUGGUUGAUGAAUUGAGAAGCAUCUUAAGUGAAGGAGCAUCUCUGAAGGUUCAAGUUGAGGAAUUACCUGCUGUUGAGCUUGAGUUGAAGAAGGCUUGCUGCAGGGCAGAGGCUCUGAAGGCAUGCAGCAAUAAAGUGUCACUGGACUUCCUUCAACACAUAAUAGUAGAGGCUACUAUACUGCAGAUUGAGGGGGAAGAUUUAUUUGUGCACAUUGCCAGCAUUGUUAAUGCUGCUAACCUUUGGGAAGAAAGUGCCGCACGGAUUCUAGCGAGUGAGGCUCCAAUGUUCCAAUUUGAGGAUAUUAUGAGGUAUUCAGAGCGUAUAGAUGCAAUUUUACCUUCUCUUGGAGUUGUUAUGGAUGCAAUAACAACAGCAAAAUCCUGGUUGAAGAGUUCUAAGCCAUUUUUGGACUAUGCCCACUCUGCCAUGCGCUUCUCAGGUUCUGCGCUGAAAGUUGGUGCCUUGAAGGAACUUGCUGCACAGUCAGAGCUUCUUAAGAUUUACUUAGAAGAACGUAGGACGCUCGAAACAAUUGUGAAGAAACUUGAAGAAUGGGAGAUUGAAGCUGGUUCUUUGCUGAGGAGUAUGGAGUGCCUGUUUGAUAUGAAUGAUAUUGACCUUGCAGUAACUGAAGUGCUCUUAUGUAAAAUGGAAGGUCUCCUGAGCUCAGCAGAUGCUGUUAUAAGAGACGGGCUGUCUCUUGGUUUUGAUUUUCCUGAAAUUCCUACGCUCCAAAAUGCACAGUUAAAGUUGCAAUGGUGCCAUAAGGUCCUGUCUUUGGGCUCUAGAUGCCCGUCAGUUCAGGAGGUCAAGACAUUGAUGGAGUUUGCUGAGCGGAUCCCAGUUACUCGUGCUCCUGGUACUUUAUGUAGUGCAUUGAUUGAUGGGAUGGGGUGGGUUAAGAGAGCAGUGGAAGUAAUUCAUGCACCGUCAACUUAUAGAAGCUGCAGUUUAGGAGAUGCUGAAGAAAUUAUUUCUGAAUGUCAGAGGAUCUGUAUUUCCUUCCCCGUUAUGGUUUGUCAACUUACAAAUGCUAUUCAGAAUCAUAGGUUGUGGCAAGAGCAAGUGCAUCAAUUUUUCAGUAAAACAACUGGUGAACGCACGUGCUCUCAAUUGUUACAGCUUAAGGACAGAGCGAAGGAUGCUGCUUUUAAUUGUUUAGAGCUUGAGAUAGUUCUAUCAGAGAUUGAAAAGGUGGAGAAGUGGAAGAGCCAUUUCAGGGAUACAGUUGGGUGUUUAUUUGGUGAUCUGUGUUCCUUUAUCGAGGUUAUAGACAAGGUCAAAAUUACCCUAGAUAGAUCCUUGCACAUAUUUGAUAAGUCAAAAGGUUGCCAAAUGCAAAAUCUAUGCAUGAGCUGCUCCAAUGCUUUUGUAGAUUCCGCAUCUCUAGCAUGUGCUACAUGCAAGGACUGCUAUCAUCUGCAGUGCCUACAACCUGCCCUUGGCAAUAAAAAACAACUUGAAGUGUUUUUGUGUCGUUUUUGCCAAUUCUCAAAUGGUGAUCUGAUAUCUCCAACUGACGAGGGUCAACCGCAAGAUGAAGUGAUGCGUCUCGAAUUAAAUCUUCUGGAUGAACUUUUGUAUCAGGCUGAGGAUCUGUGCGUAUGGAUUAAUGAAAGAGGCCCGUUACAGGAACUUCUUGAACGUGCUCGUUCAUGUAAGGCAGGCUUAAUUCAGAUAUUGGAUUUCGUGUGGGCUUAUAUAGGUGAAGACCUCAAUAUUAUCUCUGAAAAGCUUACCACGGCUCUAAAGGCUGUGACAGUGGCUCGUGUACUUGAUCGAGACAGCAACCGCAGGCUUGAGCUAGCAUUGGCAAGUUAUUCAUGGAGAGUUAGAGCCCGCAAUUUAUGUGAAGGAUCAUAUAAGCCCAGUAUCCAACAGAUUCGACUAUUGUUGAAAGAGGGAAUGGCGAUCAAUAUGCCUUCUGAGGAUAACUUCAGGAGAAAGCUUGUUGAGUUGGAGUAUAUUGGCCAGAAGUGGGUGAAUGUUGCCAGCAAGGUUGUGAGAGAUGAUGGAGCUCUGGGCUUGGACAAAGUUUUUAAGCUGAUCUGGGAGGGUGAAAAUUUGCCCGUAUGCGUCAAGAAGGAACUGAAGAGGUUAAGAUCUCGGAGCAAACUUUACUGCAUAUGCCGAAAGCCGUACAGGAGAAACAACCAGCGAGUUUGGAUAACCUGUGAUCACUGUGAUGAACUGUACCAUAUCGAUUGCGUUAAGUUGAACUCAGUUCCCAAGUUCUACAUCUGCCCUGCCUGUAAGCCUCCCGUGGGGGAAUGGGAGUUCUCUGCAGAGAAGUCCUCACAUCAUGAAAUUAAUGGACUUGAAGAGCCAAAGACUCCCUCCCCGAAGCACAGAUUGUUGAAGAAGGCGGCGAAACAAGCCGAGUCCAGCAUAGAGAUGAAGUUAUCAGUGGCAGCUGGGAGUCAGAAGAGAAUCUCAUCUUUCCAAGGGAUCGAUCAGUUAUGGUGGCGGAACCGGAAGCCUUUCAGGAGAUCAGCGAAGAAACGGGCUAACUUGGACUGCCUAUCCCCCUUUCUCCGCUCGUAGCUAUAGGAUGACAUUAGAUUAGGGUUUUUUUUCGGUUCAUUGGGUGAUCAAUUCGAUUCAUUGGAUUGAUUCUUAGGGUUAGUUUUCAAUCAUGUGUUCUCAACUCAAAAAAAUAAUGAUGUGGCGCUGUUCCAUUUUACUCGUAUGAUUGUAUCCCUUUGGACUAAACGAACUACACAGGCGUAUCAGAUCUCAUGGAAUCUAUAUAUUAUAUUAAAUAUAAGGAAAAAGACAAAAACUUCCCUUGGGGUUUGUGAUC